AUGCCCUCUCAGCCAUUCAAGUCGAAUCUAAUCCUCGAUGAGUGGACCAAGAAAGACAUUGAACUUUGGCUUCAAUUCAUUGGUCUCGGCGAGUACUAUAAAACCUUCAUCAAGCUCUAUCCCACAGGUUCUUCUCUCAAGAAUGAACUGGUGAAUACAAUUUCAUCGGAGGAUGACAUUCGUAAGAAUGCUUGUAUUGGACAAUUGAUAUUUUGGUUCGGCCAUGUAAGAAAACUCUUCCAGGCCAUCCAACAUUUGAAACAAAACAAAUUUGUAUUCAAUCCAGAUUCCGUAAAAUUUGAAACUCAACGACAAGAAAAUGACAAACUUACUGGAAAAUCCAGCAGUUUUGUGAGUAGAGCUGCACCUCGAAUUACAGUCAUCAAAAAUCGUGACGUUCGUACCUUGACUUGCCACGAAGUUGUUUCCAUGUUGAGAAGUGACGUUCGUAUUUCAAAUUUAAAAGAUGAAACCAAUGGCAUUUUUGCUUGGACACGAGCUCACGAAGAAAUGUUCAUUGCCCAAAAAAUUGAUGGUGAAAUUUUCCUUUCCGUGACCAAACCAAAUGAAUAUUCUGAGUUUGUGUUUGAGAAAAUUCAACCCAAUUAUGCAAUGGCUACGCAUGCACUACUUUUUGAAACUCUCACAAAAAUUGCAAUUGAAAUUAUGAAUAAUGGGUUUAAGCCUGUGGAAUCUUCAUUGAUUGACAAUCAGUCAGUAUCAUCAGCGUCGUCAUCUUCAUCCAAUCUCAACAACACAGCAGUGGAAACAAACACCAUUUCGAAUUAUCCUGAUGUGUCCUAUGCAGAGAAAAUUCAAGUCAUUAUCGGAAAAAUUAGAGCUUCUUCAAAAAAAGUUCAAAACAUGUCCGAUGAUGAUCUCAAAGAAUAUGCUGACAAUUUGGGAACUGUGGAUGGCAUCAAAAAAGCAUACUUGAAUAAGGAAUUUACAGCCAUUAAGAAACUCUUCAGUUCCAUGAGAAAUGUGAAAAAAAUGGGCGCCUUAUCGAGUGCGCUCAGUUCCACUGCUUCGGAUUAUACAAAAUCUGAAUGUAAUUUAGAGAGACUUCCGGAAGAUAUUGAAAUUGCUGAACGUGAGAGUAAAUUAUUGUCCACUCGAUUCAAAGACACCAUUAAGGUCAAAUUGGUCAUUGCUGAAAUUGCAAAGAAUAAGAAGGAACGAACCAUGAGACGAUUAUUGUCACCAAUUAUGAGUAGUAUAAGUGCCAGUCCUCAAUUUGGUCUCUUCCAUUCUGGAGUCAUUAUUGGACCAUGGCUCAUUGAAUGGAAUUCCAGUUCGUUGUGUAUUCCUCGUCGUUGUUACAGCAAUGCAGCCACUCUCGCCAUUGACAUUGAAGAAAUUUCAACCAAAGAGUUGGAUUCAUGCAUUGAUCGUGUGAGUCAAGUCAUUGCCGAUUGGAAUGUUCACAAUCGCUACAGUCAACAGAAAUGUAAUUGUCAACAUUUUGUCGACGAUAUUUGCAAAGCAUUGGGAAUCAAAAUGAAUUUCACUGGAUCCAUGGGUCAUUACAUUACCAAAUUAAGAAAUAAGGGUUUGUGUAACAUUAAAUGGAAAGUUCCAGUCGACAUUAUGGAACAAGUUGGAAUUAAGGAACAAAAAAUCACCUUCUACACACACAAACAACUUGACAUGCUCAUGUGUAGCAUUCUCUCUAAAAUUCCAGACUUUCCCGAACGAUAUCAAGAAGAUCACAUGUUAUUGAAGAGUUUUGAUCGUGCUUUUUGGCUCCGUUCUUUUAAGGCUCCUCAAAACGCCAAUUACCAUGCCAUCACUCCCGAAGAGUUCAGAAAAUAUAGUGGAUUGAAAAGUGAAGCAAAUGUGGAAGAGGAUGAUUUUGGUGUAUUCGGAGGAGGUGAGGAUGAUGAUGAGAAUAAUGGUCAAAGUGGUACCGGUGGAGAUACUUCUUCGGGUCAUCAUUCAAGAACAGGUUGUCCAUUUGGUCAUCCGAGUGAUAAAUCUUUCACUGCUGAUUGGUGGUAA
Naegleria lovaniensis is the source of this 2001-nucleotide messenger RNA. RefSeq lists its product as uncharacterized. The record is from RefSeq and is a predicted model, not a curated record. Gene Ontology annotation, molecular function: protein binding. The coding region runs from base 1 to 2001 and encodes 666 amino acids. The transcript is spliced from 4 exons. NCBI's taxonomy places the organism in Eukaryota, Heterolobosea, Eutetramitea, Acrasida, Naegleriidae.